CCGGCACUCUCCCACGAUGGCAGAUUCACCAUCAGACGAUCACGACUCACGCACCGCCUCGGUCGCCCCCCGCGCUCAGGCGAAGACCCUGUCGCGCCAGAGCUCCCAAGACUCCAACCCGAACCCGCGCAAGAGACAGCGACGCAACGGAUCCGACGACGCCCGCAAACCCCAAGACUUUGUGCCCCAGGGCGCCACCUUCAGCGCGACCGCCCUCGAGGUCGACCCGGAUUCCACCUCCUCGUCGGGCUCGGACAGCGACAAUGCGUCUUCAUCGGAUGACGCACCGGACGCGGGCGGUGCGCAGGCUCCCGCGGCUCCUCCGAACUGGAACAAGGGAAACAAGAGUGCGAUCCGGACGUCGCUGCGCAGUCGCGGGAAGGCGGAGGAGAGCAAGCCCGCGUCCCAGUUCGACGCCGUCAACGAUAAAUUCUGGCGCAGCCGGAGUGCAUCCACCGACUCGAGGCCGGACCAGGGUGGUGCCACAGAGGAAGGGGAGGUGGACUCGAGCUCGGAUGAGUCCAGCCAGAUGCGCGACUCGGACUCGUCAGGCUCCCUGGACUCGGAAGCGGACGACUCCAUUCUGCUGAACAUUGGAUCGCGCCCCGACGGCGACGACGAAUACGACCCGGAGGCGCUGCCCGUGUCGAACGGCAACACCGCGAAUGGACAUGGACACGAUGGCACGGAUGACCAGUCGAAGGAGACCGCGCUCCUCCGCUUCUCGAAGAAAUACCCGACCGCACCCUCCACCCUCGCCGAUCUGGAACGCGACGACAUGGACAUUCAGGCCAAGUACCGGUUUUAUGACCGCGACGUCAACGACAUCGACCUGCAGCUACCGAUUACCUGCACUGAAUGUCUGCAAGAGGGGCACCUGUCCGCCGUCUGUCCGUCAAAAGAGUGCAUCCACUGCAGCGCAUGGAACAAACACCCCAGCAACGUCUGCCCGACGUGGCUCCGCUGCCAGCGAUGUCGGUCGCGCGGGCACGACCAAGACGCAUGCCCAUCGGCACUGAAAGGCUCUGCGACCGAAACUCCCUGCGACCUAUGCGGCUCGACCACGCAUCUCGAACUGGACUGCGAUCUCAUGUGGAAAUGGAAAGCCAGCCAACCCGAAACCUCAGACGCGCCCCCGGUGCCUGUCCUCGUAUCUCUAUCGUGCGCCCACUGCACCAGCAACCGCCACCUGCUAGGCGACUGUCCCUCCCUCCCGGCCGGUCUGCGCUCCUCAUCCUGGACGCUCCAGGGCGUCGACCCGAACACGAUCACAAACCUCAACUCCGUGGUAGCCCCACGUCGCGGCGGCGGUGCUCCCCGCGGCCCGGGCGGACCCCGAGGUGGCGGGAUGAAGAUCCGAGGCCGUGCAGACCACCAGUACCAGCAGCAGCGCUCGUCCUCCGACAGCGAAGACAUGAUGUCGAACCGACGGCCGCCCGUCAACCGGGGAGCGGGUGCCACGCGCAGCCACAUCCGAUUCGGGAGCGGGAUCGGCCGCGGCAACAAGAACCUGGCUCCAGCGGGCAAUGGCGGUGGCGGAUACCGCACCGAUCGGAACGACUACUCGUCUGCCGGGCAGCGGUCGAUGUCGCCGAACCCGCGACCCAACCGCGGCCGAGGCAAGGAUAGCUGGCAGCCGAGCGGACGCGGGAAGCCGCCGAGUCGGCCGCCGUCGCGCGGAAACGGGAAUGCUGGACGCGGUGGGGGACGCGGUGGGAAGCGAGGGGGCGGAGGUGGUGGUGGUGGUGGUGGUGGUGGUGGUGGGGGAGACAUGUAUCGACCGAUGCCGAGUGCGGGGAAGAAGGCGUGGGAUCGAUCCCGAUACUGA
Aspergillus heteromorphus CBS 117.55 is the source of this 1828-nucleotide messenger RNA. RefSeq names its product zinc knuckle domain protein. The transcript has 2 exons. Lineage: Eukaryota; Fungi; Ascomycota; Eurotiomycetes; Eurotiales; Aspergillaceae. The coding region runs from base 17 to 1828 and encodes 603 amino acids. The record is from RefSeq and is a predicted model, not a curated record. Gene Ontology annotation, molecular function: zinc ion binding; nucleic acid binding.